CAGCAGCAGCAGCAUCGGCUCCCGGACCUGCUCCGUACUUCCUCCAGUCGAGGCUGACUUUCCUCCGCGCUCCGUCCGUCCAGGGAGCGCCUGCAGCGGGCAGCAGAGCUCCAGGCAGCCGCGGUGUGAGCACCCACACAUCCAGCCGGACUUCUCUCCUGCACUCCACACGCACGGCAAAAUGGGGAAACAGAACAGCAAGCUGACCCCCGAAGUGAUGGAGGACCUGGUGAAGAACACGGAGUUUAACGAGCACGAGCUGAAGCAGUGGUACAAGGGCUUCCUGAAGGACUGUCCCACCGGCCGGCUCAACCUGGAGGAGUUCCAGCAGCUCUACGUCAAGUUCUUCCCUUACGGAGACGCGUCCAAGUUUGCCCAGCACGCCUUCAGGACCUUCGACAAGAACGGCGACGGCACCAUCGACUUCAGAGAGUUCAUCUGCGCGCUGUCCAUCACAUCGCGGGGCAGCUUCGAGCAGAAGCUCAACUGGGCCUUCAACAUGUACGACCUGGACGGAGACGGCAAGAUCACACGGGUGGAGAUGCUGGAGAUCAUCGAGGCCAUCUACAAGAUGGUGGGCACGGUGAUCAUGAUGAAGAUGAACGAGGACGGCCUGACGCCCGAGCAGAGGGUGGACAAGAUUUUCUCCAAGAUGGAUAAGAACAACGACGACCAGAUCUCCCUGGAGGAGUUCAAAGAGGCGGCCAAGAGCGACCCGUCCAUCGUACUACUGCUGCAGUGUGACCUCCAGAAAUAGGCGGGGACGGGGGGAGGGGGACGGAAGGGGCGAGCGGAGCGCUCCACCAGCCGCCACGGACUGCACAGAAAGAAUUUCAUGUUCCAUUCAGUUUGCAGCUAUUUCCACUGAAAAAAGAAAAAAAAAAUUGAAGAAAAAUUACUACUAUAUGCUUGGACUACCUUUCAAUGGAUCUGCUUCUUGUGUUUGAAACACUCGUGUGCAUGAGAAUGUUAUUUGCUA
Salarias fasciatus (jewelled blenny) is the source of this 979-nucleotide messenger RNA. It is a transcript of the gene vsnl1a, whose product is annotated as visinin-like 1a. The record is from RefSeq and is a predicted model, not a curated record. Lineage: Eukaryota; Metazoa; Chordata; Actinopteri; Blenniiformes; Blenniidae. Gene Ontology annotation, molecular function: calcium ion binding. The transcript is spliced from 4 exons. The coding region runs from base 182 to 757 and encodes 191 amino acids.